Messenger RNA from Xylona heveae TC161, 1099 nucleotides. Its product is annotated as DUF985 domain-containing protein. Gene Ontology annotation, cellular component: intracellular anatomical structure. NCBI's taxonomy places the organism in Eukaryota, Fungi, Ascomycota, Xylonomycetes, Xylonales, Xylonaceae. The transcript has 2 exons. Bases 346 to 1026 code for a protein of 226 amino acids. The record is from RefSeq and is a predicted model, not a curated record.
ACCAUGGCGGGGUAAAUUAUCGUGCCCCUAAAUGCUUCCCCUAAAACCCACGUCAAUAACCUGUUUCAACGAAAUGAAUCAAGAGAACCGCGAAUGAAAUGGCCCAAUGAGAAUAAUGAAUUGCAUCAUGGCUGCUGACGUUUGACGUCCAAGCUCGGGGUCUAACUUGCGCUUACCUCAGAUGAACAAUUCGUAGCUUCACUCCGGUUCAACUUCAGGCGAAGGUCAGACCCCACAAAUAAAUGCCCCGCCUUGGACUCGUCCACGAAAAUAAUAUAGAAGUCUUCCCUGUAAAUUCUUUCUAGCGCUCAAAAUCUCAAAAGCUCAAAGAAACGUAAUUUAGCAAUGGCCGACUCGUCUUCUCUGUCAGCCGUCCGCCCAUCCUUUCAACCCGGGUCGGUGCCGAACGAGAGCCCAGCAACACAAAGAAUAGUCGACGCGCUCAAGCUGCAGCAGCACAUCGAAGGCGGAUACUUUCUCGAGACCGACCGCGAUUCGUUUCGUAUUCCAAAUCCAUUUCUCAAUCAGCCGCGAGCUGCUGGCGCUGUGACUGCCGCUCCUGCGGGAGAAGAUAGCACGCGCGCCGCGAGCACGACAAUCUUCUACUACCUCACCCCAAGGACUUCUUUGGGUGCGUUCCAUCGUAAUCGCGGACGAACGAUUCACACGCUGCACCGUGGUAGAGGCAGAUAUCUCUUGAUCCAUGCAGACGAGGUCGCGGGACAGCCGGGCAAGAAGGCACGUGUAGAGACAUUUGUGGUGGGCCAUGAUGUAGCCACGGGCGAGAAGCUACAAUGGAUUGUCGAGGGCGGAAAGUUCAAGGCCAGCUUCUUGCUUCCGGAUCAUGAAGGUGGUUCGGACAGUGAGGGGCUGUUAAUUAGUGAGACGGUCAUUCCUGGUUUCGAAUACUCCGACCACGACUUUAUGGUGCCUGAACAAUUAUCGGAACUGGUGACACCGGAAGAAGCAGAGCAGUUGUCGUGGUUGUUGCGUAAAGGCCCACCACCCAAGGCGGAGGAAUUGUAAAAGUAUUGUGUUGAGAAUUUACAUGAAACACGCAAUUAGACUUACAAUGAAUCACGACAUCAGGUUAUAUCAC